Molecule: messenger RNA, 1648 nt
Organism: Sphaerulina musiva SO2202
Lineage: Eukaryota; Fungi; Ascomycota; Dothideomycetes; Mycosphaerellales; Mycosphaerellaceae
Product: U4/U6.U5 tri-snRNP-associated protein 2
Exons: 1
Coding region: 5-1648 (547 amino acids)
Biological process (GO): spliceosomal complex assembly; mRNA processing; protein deubiquitination
Molecular function (GO): zinc ion binding; cysteine-type deubiquitinase activity
Source: RefSeq, a predicted model, not a curated record
AAAGAUGGCAAAACGACCAGCAGAGGAAUCUCUGGAGAGCACGAUAGCAGGCUCGCCAGCGCCCAAGAAGGCGCGUGUCCAAGACACCCCAGACGAAGAUGCACCUCCACCACCACCGCCUCCGCCAGAAGUGAGCAACGGUCAUCUAAAUGGCGCUGAAGGGAAUGGCAACUCUCACGGUGACGAAACAGGGGAGGGUCAGGACGACGAGGAUGAAGAAGAGGAGGAUCGCUCAGCGAGAACGCGACAGAAAGUGCCCAUGGAAGGCUAUUCGGACUUAUACCUCGACACGAUAGCACGAUCGAGGCUGGACUUCGACUUCGAAAAGCUCUGCUCCAUCACACUCUCCAACAUCAACGUCUACGCCUGCCUCGUAUGCGGCAAGUACUUCUCGGGACGAGGCGCAAAGACGCCUGCAUAUUUCCACGCGCUGGAAGAAGGGCACCAUGUGUACAUCAACAUGGAGACGAAAAAGGUCUAUGUGCUGCCUGAAGGAUAUGAAGUCAAGAACAAGAGUUUGGAUGAUAUCAAGGUUGUCGUGGAUCCACGCUUCACGCUCGAGGAAGUCAAGGCGAUGGACAGGGAGCCCAAACCGCAGUGGGAUUUGCUGGGAAGGAAAUACAUCCCAGGCUUCGUUGGACUGAACAACAUCAAGGCCAACGACUACUUGAAUGUCGUGGUACAAGCUUUGUCACACGUUACGCCCUUGCGCAACUUUCUCAUGCUCGAGGAUUUGUCGUCGCGGCCGGAGCUGGUGAAGCGCUUCAGCGUUCUGGUCCGCAAGAUGUGGAAUCCCAAGGCUUUCAAAAAGCACGUCUCACCCCACGAACUGAUACAGAACAUCUCGCUACAAUCGGGCAAGAAGUUUUCUCUUACUGAGCAAGCAGAUCCAGUUGACUUCCUCAGCUGGUUUCUAAAUAACCUCCAUCUGGCACUAGGAGGAAGCAAAACGAAACCCAAAUCUUCUAUCAUUCAGAAGAUCUUCCAGGGGGCGCUCAAAGUGGAAUCGCAAGAGAUUUCAGCUCGAGCAGAUGCAGGCGAUCGACUUCGCUUUGAAGACACGGCCAUCAAGUCGCAACAAUCGCGCUACAUGAUCCUCACCCUCGACCUGCCAGCCGCACCACUCUUCCAAGACGACGUCGAGAAGAACAUCAUCCCACAAGUGCCACUGACUACAGUACUGCAAAAGUACAACGGCAUCGUUGCACAGGAAAGGAUGAAUACAAGAGUGCGGUACAGAUUAUUGCAUCCCUUGCCACCAUACCUCAUCAUGCACGUCAAACGCUUUCAACCUAACAAGUUUCUACAAUCACAACGGAACCCCACCAUCGUCACUUUUAACCCCAGGUCGCUGGAUAUGGGCCCUUAUGUGGAGCCGGAUCCGAAACAGCAUCCCAUGGGCGAGCCCAUCGUGUACGAUUUGAUUGCGAAUGUCACGUACGAGGGUGUGAAAGUGCGAGACGACUCGGUCGAGGGUGAGGCAGAGCGCAAGGUAUGGAAAGUGCAAGUAAAAGAAGGCGGCAACAGUAAUCAGUGGUGGGAAAUGCAAGAUGAUUUUCCGGUGGAGAAGGUGAAUGCGGACCUGCUGGCUACGAAAGAGAGCUAUGUUAUGGUUUGGGAGAGACGAAAGGGAAAGGCGAAGGCUUGA